UUGGGAAUUCGCAGCCCAUAUGCGGUGAACCCGCCAAACCGGAAGCUCAAUCAAACCCAAAGAUUCAAAUUCCUUCUUCAUUUUUAAUCUUCGAAUCAAUCAAAUCAAUAUUCAAUAUCAACCUUUUGGUGCUUGGGCGGCACUGGAUACAUACAGUACUUCAAAAAGCAGAGGUUUUGCAAAUGGAAGAUUCCAUGGAAGAACUCGAACCUUUGUUCGAUUACAGGCGCGUCCAGCCCCUCAAUUUCGUUUGCCUUGACGACGAUGACGGGUCGGAUACGUCGCCGCUUCCUGCUAUAAAACGAAGGAAAACUUUCCAGAACCCAAAAGCUAUUGUUAAAGAAGUUGACGACGAGGACGUGGAAGUAGUAGGAGUGAAAUGUAAAGAUAAGGACGAGGAGGAUUGGCUACCUCCUCCACCCAAAGUUUCCUGUGAUUUUGGAAACAGGCUUGGUGAGGAUUCCACUAUCAAGGAGUUGAGGUUAAAGAAGCAGGAGCUGGAGUCACUCGCAAACUCAGGUGUGGAUGUGUUGCAAGCAGUGGAAGAGUCUGUAAAAAAAGAACUUAGUGGUUCACUGAAGGCUGCUUUACAUGCUGUUUCUGAGCAACCAUUAAAGCCUCCUUGUGAAAGAGCUAAAAUAGUAAUUUCUGUUCAAGACAAGGAUGAACUUAAACAAUUUCGCAUAUACAAGGAUGACAACUUUGAGCGGCUCUUCAAACUGUAUGCAGAUAAGGUGAAACUUAAUAUUCAAAACUUAGUAUUUUCCUUUGAUGGAGACAAAAUCAGUCCAACAGCAUCUCCCGACAGCCUUGGCAUGGAAGAUGAAGACAUUAUUGAAGUGCAUGUAAAGAAAUCUGAGUGAGGUGUUUUAGCUUCUAACUGUUAAAGCUGUUCAAUUUCUUACUGCUUUCAGAUUUUUUUGGUUUGAGAGAUGUGCUAAAAGCAAACUUUGUGCUGCUUGUGGGAGCUGAACUUGUAUUGACACUUAAAUCUGUCCAGAGUUUUUGUCUAUAGUAUUUAGCUGGUAACCCUUUUUUUCAAAAAAAAAAAAAAAAAGGAAAAAAGAAAAAUCGUGGCCUUAAUUGUACAGUAAAUUGCAAAUUUUGAAGAUGUUUAAAGAAUGCUGAUCUUGUAACAAAGCUCAGGUAAGGGCUAUUUGGCCAUUAGGAAUAGAUCAGAACACUGCACAACUUUGGUUUGGCUUUCAUCAACUUUGGUAUAGGAGAGAGUUGCCUAAUUUGCUUUCUUAGCAAUUUGGACUUCUGCAUUAGUUUGUAUAAUUUUUCAUACUUAAAAGGUCUCCAUUUGUUAACCA
Messenger RNA from Manihot esculenta (cassava), 1316 nucleotides. RefSeq lists its product as uncharacterized. The transcript is spliced from 7 exons. Bases 183 to 863 code for a protein of 226 amino acids. NCBI's taxonomy places the organism in Eukaryota, Viridiplantae, Streptophyta, Magnoliopsida, Malpighiales, Euphorbiaceae. The record is from RefSeq and is a predicted model, not a curated record.